AUGUCCAAGAACGCUGCCAACAAGCCCGUCAUCGCCGUCGUCGGCGCAGGCCCAGGAAUCGGCGAAGCAGUAGCUCACCGCUUCGCAGCAGAAGGCUUCGUCGUCGCACUCCUCGCGCGGACAGAAGAAGCCCUGCAAACCAUGGCCAAGAACAUCGACAGCGACGUCGGCACCGGUACAGCGCAUUACUACAUCACAGACCUGCGCAUUGAAGAUACGGUAAUCUCAUCGUUGAAACGCAUUCGCGAAGAGCUUGGUCCUGUCAACGUGCUCGUGUACAACGCCGGCGCACGCCGUGUUAACGGGAAGUCUCUCAUCGAUACCACGAGCGAAGAGUUUGAGAACUUCACUAGAAUCAACCUCUUCGGCGCGUUCUGGGCGAGUAAACUAGUCAUUCCGGAUAUGCUUACCGCUGGCAAAGGAACUAUUCUUUUCACCAGCGCGACGGGUGCGCUACGGGGUAUGCCAGGUUUAGCCUCUUUCUCGCCGGGGAAAUUCGGACUGCGUUCGUUGUGCCAGAUCAUUACACGCGAGUACCAGGCCAAGGGAAUUCAUGCUUGUAAUAUUAUCGUCGAUGGUCCGGUUGAUGGCAAGUUGAUCGGAGGUGUGAUGAAGCGGCAAUGGGAAAGGACAGGACAGAAGGACAAGGCGGCAGAUGUGGAAGCGCAUCUCGUUCAGCCGAGAGAUUUGGCGCAUACGUAUUGGUUUUUGCAUACGCAGCCGAGGAGUACUUGGACGCAGGAGUUGGACGUUAGGGCCAUGAAGGAAACGUUAUUUACAAAGUUGUAG
Alternaria burnsii is the source of this 789-nucleotide messenger RNA. RefSeq lists its product as uncharacterized. The record is from RefSeq and is a predicted model, not a curated record. Lineage: Eukaryota; Fungi; Ascomycota; Dothideomycetes; Pleosporales; Pleosporaceae. The coding region runs from base 1 to 789 and encodes 262 amino acids. The transcript has a single exon.